AUGGCAGAAUACGAGGCUUGCAUUUUAGGCCUCAGAAUAGCUUUGGAUAUAGACAUCCAUGAACUAUUGGUAAUAGGCGAUUUUGACCUACUAAUUCACCAAGUACAAGGCGAAUGGGCCACAAAGAAUGCCAAAAUCUUAUCGUAUGUGAACCUCGCACAAAGGUUAUGCAAAAAGUUCAAAAAGAUUGAUUUCAAGUAUACACCAAUGGCUCAAAAUGAGUUCACCGAUGCUCUUGCUACUAUAGCAUCCAUGAUACAGCAUCCUGAAAGCAGUUAUGUUGACCCGCCGAAGAUAAGUCUAAGAGAAGAACAUGCUUAUUGUUCCCAUGUGGAGGCGGAACCUGAUGGCAAGCCAUGGUAUGCUUACAUAAAGAAAUAUUUGGGAAAAGGUGAGUAUUCGAGAAUACUACAAGCAAUCAGAAGAAAGCCAUCAGGAGAAUGGCCAAUGGAUUCCUUCUAA
Molecule: messenger RNA, 462 nt
Organism: Lycium ferocissimum
Lineage: Eukaryota; Viridiplantae; Streptophyta; Magnoliopsida; Solanales; Solanaceae
Exons: 1
Coding region: 1-462 (153 amino acids)
Molecular function (GO): RNA-DNA hybrid ribonuclease activity; nucleic acid binding
Source: RefSeq, a predicted model, not a curated record